Drosophila subpulchrella is the source of this 889-nucleotide messenger RNA. RefSeq lists its product as uncharacterized. NCBI's taxonomy places the organism in Eukaryota, Metazoa, Arthropoda, Insecta, Diptera, Drosophilidae. The record is from RefSeq and is a predicted model, not a curated record. Bases 99 to 671 code for a protein of 190 amino acids. The transcript has a single exon.
AAACUGAGACUCGAGAGACUCAGUCUCGAGUGCGAUAUUGGCGAGUGUGAACGUGUUUACUUGGGCUUCGAUUGCCAACACUCGAAACCAAUUUUGCGAUGGCAAUUACACGGCGGCUUCCCUGGCCAAAGCUACUUUAUUCAUUAAUCUGGCUGUGGGUGGCAUUGGAUCUAAGUCGUGCAGCUGGAGUGCCCAACGAUCAGUUUGUGUUUCCCUCGGAAUCGAAGGAAAAUCCGCCCAUCCAACUGUCGUCCAGACUCAGGGAAAUUGACCGGCAAAUGGAGGAGGUCAUCAGAGCCACAAAUGUUACCCUCGUGAUCCCCAGGGAAGGCAGAAAGGGCUCUUCCAGAACUGCAACUAUCGAAAACACCACACAGGAACCAGGAAAUACACCCACUGAAACCGGAAGGCUUAUCACACCGGAGAAGAAGCUUAACUUACCAACCCCUCAGGAAAAUAAAGCCCGCCACCCCCCCAGCGAAUCCAAGAUGGUCACAUUCGUCAGAGAACCAGAAUCCAAUAUAUCUGCUCCUUGGGAUCAAACUCAAGCCACCAUUGUUUCGGAUCCAAAAAGUGUGAUUAUUGGACCGAGGAUUGUCCUGGAAACCACGAAAAUUUGUCCGAAAGGUACAGUCCUGACCGUUAAUGACCACUGCCGCAAGAUUGCCUAAGAACGGGUGUAUUUCUUAAAAAGAUAUCAUAGUGUGCUUUGCUUCACUGUGAAAUACGUCGUUAUCGUCAAUGCUGAUGAGAUUUAUUAGCCAAAAAUUGGAAAACCAUUUUCCAAAAGUGAAAAGUAUAAAUAGUCGUCCUAAAAAUCUAUUUGUAUAGCUACAAAUAAUAAUAAACAAAAUAAAUAAAUAAAUCCUAAAGUUGAUAUUGUAAAAUA